Neodiprion fabricii is the source of this 3194-nucleotide messenger RNA. Its product is annotated as synaptotagmin-10. Gene Ontology annotation, biological process: regulation of dopamine secretion; calcium-ion regulated exocytosis; cellular response to calcium ion. Gene Ontology annotation, molecular function: clathrin binding; calcium ion binding; calcium-dependent phospholipid binding. The coding region runs from base 494 to 1840 and encodes 448 amino acids. The record is from RefSeq and is a predicted model, not a curated record. The transcript is spliced from 9 exons. Lineage: Eukaryota; Metazoa; Arthropoda; Insecta; Hymenoptera; Diprionidae.
GCAGUCUCGUGCCGCCCUCAGCCACGUCGCCGUCGUGGUGGCUAAAGCGUCGAAGGAGACCUCCGCGACAUUCUGGCGACUAGAAACGCGCGCCGGAUCGCAAAAAACACUCGCAGUACUUACGGUACAGGUACUUCGGGUGUCCUGCGCCUGAUUCCAGGCAUCGGGAAGUUGAAGCACAGAAGAUACACCCACCUGCAAUACCUCGUCGAUUUCGCAUCCGUUCUGCAGCCGUAUGAGAGAGUUCCGGAGAAGAAUCGACAAGAGUCAACCGUUCGACCGUCGUGUGAAUGAGUUCCGGAAGAUGUAAAUCGUCGCGGAAGUUGUCUCGUCCCGCAAUUGAAGACAAAAGAGUUGCAGUAAAAUUGAUCGGAAUUGGAGGAUGAUCGAGGACGGCUGGAAUGACGUGUCGACGUAGAUGAUCACUUGCCCACAAAAUAUACCAAUUCGCCGCCUAUACGAGCACCGUGAACCUGCACCGUAAUUUCCCCAUAUGGACACGCGAAGCGUUAGCGGAGUAGCGACUCUGGUAGCCUUGGGGGCAGCCGGGGCCGGCGUCGGGACGCUCCUCGCCAUCCUUGUGUACGCGGUUUGCGCCCGGCGCCGCGUCCUUCUCGGCGCCGUCGGAGGGCCACUUAACUGGUUUGAGAAGGACUUGCUGGACCGGGCUGAAACUGCGAGAUCAAAGGAAGUUCUGGUAGGUUUGGGUACCGGUACCAGCGGCAGCGAGGACAAGGUAUGGCCACACAAUGCCGCCCACGACAACCUGGCCCUCGAGUCGUCUGGUGCGGUGUCUUUGUCGGAAUCCGAGAGCGCUCUGAUAUCUCCCGUGAGUCCCGGAGGGCCAGGAAUCGCUCCCCCGUUGCCCGGAGGGCCCCUCGUCGCCUCGGAAAAAUUGGUUAUUCUCGCAAAACCCAGAACUAUACCGAGCAUGCACACCAGACUGGAUCAUACGAAAAUUGACACGGCUCUUUACCAGCAGGUGAACUCUGGCGCCACGAGCCCGUCUGAGAGCGAGGAUUCAAGAGGAGAGCUUCAGCUUAGCCUUUUCUACGACGCACCAGCUGGUAUACUGACCGUUCGACUUAUAGAGGCACACGAUUUGCAAGCCCGAGAGAUGAGUGGAACGGCGGAUCCGUACGCGAAGAUACGGCUUUUGCCCGAUCGUAGUAACGUCUGGCAGACUAGAAUUCACAAGCGAACGUUGAACCCAGUCUUCGACGAGGACUUCGUGUUCGAGGUGAUACCAGCGGUCGCGAUCAGAAGAACCUUGGAAGUACUUCUUUACGAUUUUGACGCGUUUUCGCGUCACCACAAUAUCGGUUGCGUCCAGCUGCCGCUAUCGAGCGUCGAUCUCGGCUCCAGGGCCACGAUUACUAAGCCAAUUCUGCGCUGCACCGAGAGAGACGUUCGCGCGGAACUCGGGGAACUUAUGGUCUCCAUAUCGUUUCUACCCUCGGCCGAAAGACUGACCGUCAUCGUGAUCAAAGCUCGGAACUUGAGGGUCGUUGACGACACGAGGACGAGUUCCGAUCCCUAUGUAAAGGUAAGCAUCAUUUCGGAGGACGGAAAAAGAUUGAAGAAAAGAAAAUCCGGCGUUCAGCGGAACACAACGAAUCCUGUAUGGAACGUCGCCUUGACCUUCGACCUCGGUAGGGAUUUACUCUCCCGUAGCAGCAUAGAGUUCCUCAUCCUACACGACAGUCUUCUCGGGGCUAGCGAAACUCUGGCGAGAUGCACCGUUUCCGCAAAAAGUCAGCGAGAUCUAUUUCACGAGGUGCUCGCGGGUCGAGGCGCAACUGCGCAAUGGUUGCCCUUAGCGGAAACCAGGCAGACCUGAGCUGACCCACACAGCGCAACCCGAUGUGGUUUGGCUGAUGACUUGAGUUACUUCGUCGUAAUUGCAUCGCUAACUCAUCAUAAUUAGGUACUUCCUUCGUUCCAGAGUUAUUAACGGCCGCGCGACCACCGCGCAGCGUAAACAUUUUCUCAUAAUAAUGUAUACUCGUUGGAAAGAUGGCAAGAUGAAUGUCUUAAUCACUGCAGGGCAUACUUUAAUUUGCCCGUUUCGGUACUUCGGGUGAAACGUCAUGAAUAAUCAUUUUUUUACUAUACCAAUUUUAAGCUACUGAAUUUUAUGAUUAAUAAUAUUUUUCAUUUUGCUACGUAAUUUACAAUCUUGGCAAGUAAAAUUACCAUUAAUCGGAGAUUGACUUAUUGAAAAUUGUGACAUUCACCUUACUGAAAAUCUAGCAAUAUACGCUACUCAUUUCACAGAGAGAAAGGAAGACAAAUUUCUCGUGAAAUUUUAAUCUAUGCUCUACUCAAUGGCUUGUAAGUUAUACCAGUGAGAAUAUGAGAAUAAAUUUUGGUCUGCUUACUUUUAUUUUUAAACGUACCUGUUUGUAUUACACGUGGCAGAUUUGGCAGUGUGAAAGUUAUUCAUUGCCUAAUUUUCUGGAGUUACUUUUUUUUUUCAAUUAUGUUGCCGAAGAUUUAAUUUUUUAUUCUACUAAUUACGGCACUGAUGAAUUGAUAUAAGUUUCUUCUCUUCUAACGUCAUGACAACUUCCGAGCCUUUGUGUACGUGCUGAACUUGACCACUAUACAUAAUUAUUAUACAAAUUACGAUUUUGUGUACGUACAUAUGGUGAAAAUUUCGAAAAAUGUGCGAUUUACGCGUGAGAAUGAAAUUAAAGUAAUAAUAAUAAGCACAACACUAAACGGGUGAUACAAAUCCUAAAAUACAGGAUGACACCUGGGUCUUCCCUAAUAAGAUAUUAUAGCUUUAAUUUAUCAACGUUGGUAUUCGCAUUAAUUAAACACAACUUUGUUUUCAUUUAAUAAUAUUGCUAACGUUUUUGUUCUGUAUUUUAUUGCACUGCAUUCCCAAGAUACCUGUGACCGCAAUACGCGGAUAAAAUUUAAAGAAAACUACGUAAUAAAAUGUGAUGUCACUAGUGAAACGAAUCAUUAAGUAAAGUGAUGUCACGCACUAAUUUUUUAUGGGCAAAUUAUUUUUGAAAUUCUACACUUACUCAGAGGGAAACUAUAUUAUACUGUAUGUAUGAAACUUUUAAUUGUAUAAAUAUAUGAAAAACUGAAUAUUAUUAUACAUAUAAUAUAGAUAUAUUAUAUAUACAAAUAUGUAUAUUAUACUCUAACAUUGUAUGUACCUGUCUCGUUAUAAGAUA